Piliocolobus tephrosceles (Ugandan red Colobus) is the source of this 2301-nucleotide messenger RNA. RefSeq names its product multidrug and toxin extrusion protein 1. The transcript is spliced from 14 exons. The record is from RefSeq and is a predicted model, not a curated record. The coding region runs from base 207 to 1403 and encodes 398 amino acids. Gene Ontology annotation, biological process: xenobiotic detoxification by transmembrane export across the plasma membrane. Gene Ontology annotation, cellular component: membrane. Gene Ontology annotation, molecular function: antiporter activity; xenobiotic transmembrane transporter activity. NCBI's taxonomy places the organism in Eukaryota, Metazoa, Chordata, Mammalia, Primates, Cercopithecidae.
CAUAUGGGAGCCAGAACCUGAAGUACGUGGGCGUGAUCCUACAGCGGAGUGCACUCAUUCUGCUCCUCUGCUGCUUCCCCUGCUGGGCGCUGUUUCUCAACACCCAGCACAUCCUGCUGCUCUUCAGACAAAACCCGAAUGUGUCCAGGCUUACCCAGACCUAUGUCACGAUCUUCAUUCCAGCUCUUCCUGCAACCUUUCUUUAUAUGCUACAAGUUAAAUAUUUGCUCAACCAGGGAAUUCUACUGCCCCAGAUCGUAACUGGAGUUGCAGCCAACCUUGUCAAUGCCCUCGCCAACUAUCUGUUUCUCCAUCAGCUGCAUCUUGGGAUGAUAGGCUCUGCAGUGGCAAAUUUGAUUUCCCAGUACACCCUGGCUCUACUCCUCUUUUUCUACAUCCUUGGGAAAAAACUGCAUCAAGCUACAUGGGGAGGUUGGUCCCUCGAGUGCCUGCAGGACUGGGCCUCCUUCCUCCGCCUGGCCGUCCCCAGCAUGCUCAUGCUAUGCAUGGAGUGGUGGGCCUAUGAGGUCGGGAGCUUCCUCAGCGGCAUCCUUGGCAUGGUGGAGCUGGGCGCUCAGUCCAUCGUGUAUGAACUGGCCAUCGUUGUGUACAUGGUCCCUGCAGGCUUCAGCGUGGCUGCCAGUGUCCGGGUAGGAAACGCUCUGGGUGCUGGAGACAUGGAGCAGGCACGGAAGUCCUCCACCGUUUCCCUACUAAUCACAGUGCUCUUUGCUGUAGCCUUCAGUGUCCUGCUGUUAAGCUGUAAGGAUCAUGUGGGGUACAUUUUCACUACCGACCGAGACGUCAUUAAUCUGGUGGCUCAGGUGGUUCCAAUUUAUGCUGUUUCCCACCUCUUUGAAGCUCUUGCUUGCACGAGCAGUGGUGUUCUGAGGGGGAGCGGAAAUCAGAAGGUUGGAGCCAUUGUGAAUACCAUUGGGUACUACAUGGUUGGCCUCCCCAUUGGGAUCACGCUGAUGUUCGCAACCAAACUUGGAGUGAUGGGUCUGUGGUCAGGGAUCAUCAUCUGUACAGUCUUUCAAGCUGUGUGUUUUCUAGGCUUUAUUAUUCAGCUAAAUUGGAAAAAAGCGUGUCAGCAGGCUCAGGUACACGCCAAUUUGAAAGCAGAUGUGGCUCGGAGUGGGAAUUCCGCUCUCCCUCAGGACCCAUUUCACCCAGGGUGCCCUGAAAACCAAGAAGGAAUUUUAAUGAACGAUGUUGGAAAGACGGGCGAGACUCAGUUGGAUCAGCAGAUGCGCCAAGAAGAACCUUUGCCAGAACAUCCACAGGACAGUGCUAAGUUGUCCAGGACACAGCUGGUGCUGCGGCGAGGGCUUCUGCUCCUGGGGGCCUUCUUAAUCCUGCUGGUGGGGAUUUUAGUGAGAUUCUAUGUCAGAAUUCAGUGACGUGGCAGGAAAGAAAGUCAGGUCAAGUGAUGCUUUUUGAGCUUACACACAAUUCACAGGCCCACCAGUGACAAUUUACUUUGAGUUAAUGUCAUUCAGGUGUGCCCAUGGAUUCUGAAGGUUGGGAAUGCAAAGAUACAUUUCUCUAAAAAAAGAAAACGCAACUAAGGUUAAAAGCUAUAUUGUGGCCCCAGACACUGUCUGAAAGAUGACAUGAGUAAUAUAAUUCACCACUCUCUGAACCAAGGACCAUUGGCCAAUGGCUUUGCUAUUUUUUUAGACACAAACCCAUAAACUCAGUGCUUAAGAAUUCAUACUGCCUGAAUUAUGUAAAAUAUAUUUUACAAUAUGUCUUUCCUUGGGCCUUAGAUUACUAUUCACUGGACAAAUGGUAUUUGUUUUUAAUUUUUUUUUUUUUAAUAGACGGAAGUCUUGCUCUGUCACGCAGGCUGGAGUACAGUGGUGCGAUCAUAGCUCACUGCAGCCUCAAACUCCUGGGCUUCAAGCAAUCCUCUUCUGUCAACCACCAGAGUAGCUGAGACUUCAGGGGUGUGCCACCAUGCCCAGCUGGCAUUUGUUAAUCUUCAUUUGAGGUCUAGAUCUAGGCACUGUGGGCACUGAAAAACAGUCGGGAAAUCUUCGGAGCUGUGGAAAUCCAAACAAGGACUGAUAAUUCCUGGUAGGGGUGUGUGCGUGACCUACUGCAGCCUCAACCUCCUGGGCUCAAGUGAUCCUCGCAUCUCAGGCUGGUCUCUAACUCCCGACCUCAGGUGAUCUGCCUGCCUCAGCCUCCCAAACUGCUGGGAUUACAGGCAAGAGCCAUCAUGCCUGUAACCCUGUGAAUUUUAAUGGAGAGGGCUUCCCUGUGAAGUUUAAUGGAGAGGGCUACCUCUCCUGA